Suncus etruscus (white-toothed pygmy shrew) is the source of this 4880-nucleotide messenger RNA. RefSeq names its product ubiquitin specific peptidase 53 (gene USP53). Gene Ontology annotation, molecular function: cysteine-type deubiquitinase activity. The record is from RefSeq and is a predicted model, not a curated record. Bases 544 to 3840 code for a protein of 1098 amino acids. Lineage: Eukaryota; Metazoa; Chordata; Mammalia; Eulipotyphla; Soricidae. Gene Ontology annotation, biological process: protein deubiquitination; sensory perception of sound; response to auditory stimulus. The transcript has 16 exons. Gene Ontology annotation, cellular component: cell-cell junction.
UCCCGGGACGCUCCUGGCACAGAUUUGUUUGAGAUCACACUGUUAUUAAGCAUGGAACCACCUUCGUUAACGUCACCUGGGAAAGAGAGUUAUUUUUUAUAUUAAUAACUAGCAAGGAAAUGAAAUGAUCAAUGGAAUCAUGACAAAUGCCAACUGCUGCUUUCUGUAUCCUGAUUUUUCAACCAGUGAGGCAAAACUGCUUGUGCUUUAAAGAAAAUAACUCAGCUUUAUUAUUGACAGUUUAAAAUUUUUUUUCACAUCUGAAAUGAUAAAUUCUUAAUUGAGCACACAAAAAUCUCUAAGGCCUUAUUUAUAGUAGAUUUCUUUUGUGGCUCUUUGAAAAUUUCUAUGUCUGUGUUACAAACUGUUACUUGACAAAGUCUUCAAGAAACCAGGAAAGAAAUGAACUUGGAAAGUUGUAUGGUUGUAAUAGACUGCAGUGAAUUUACAUGGACAGUUCAAGAGAUCGUCUAUUUUAUCACCAGACAUAUUACUUAAGUACAAAUUAAUUCACAGUUUUAAUGACAGUAAAGCUGCUUGAAAAUGGCAUGGGUUAGAUUCUUACGGAAACCUGGUGGCAAUCUUGGAAAAGUUUACCAACCCGGGAGUAUGCUGUCUCUGGCUCCCACCAAAGGCUUGUUGAACGAACCAGGACAAAAUAGCUGCUUUCUUAACAGUGCUGUACAGGUUUUAUGGCAGUUGGAUAUAUUCCGGCGAAGCCUGCGAAGUCUGACUGGACAUGUUUGUCAGGGAGAGGCCUGUAUCUUUUGUGCACUGAAGACAAUAUUUGCACAGUUUCAACACAGUCGAGAAAAAGCUCUUCCCUCUGACAACAUAAGGCAUGCUCUUGCAGAAAGCUUCAAAGAUGAGCAGCGAUUUCAGCUUGGCCUUAUGGAUGAUGCUGCAGAGUGCUUUGAAAAUAUAUUAGAGAGGAUUCAUUUUCAUAUAGUGCCAAGCAGAGAUAUUGACAUGUGUACCUCAAAAUCCUGCAUCACUCACCAGAAGUUUGCUAUGACUUUGUAUGAACAGUGUGUAUGUCAUAGCUGUGGAGCAUCAUCAGACCCUUUGCCUUUUACUGAAUUUGUGCGGUAUAUUUCUACAACAGCCCUAUGCAAUGAAGUUGAGAGAAUGAUGGAAAGGCAUGAGCGUUUUAAGCCUGAAAUGUUUGCCGAGAUACUGCAAGCAGCAAAUACAACUGAUGACUAUAGGAAAUGUCCUAGUAACUGUGGCCAAAAAAUAAAAAUUCGCCGUGUUUUAAUGAACUGCCCAGAGAUUGUUACGAUUGGAUUAGUCUGGGAUUCUGAACAUUCCGACUUGACAGAAGAUGUUGUUCGCAAUCUGGCAACCCAUCUUUAUCUUCCUGGGCUUUUUUAUAGGGUUACUGAUGAAAAUGCUAAAAACAGUGAACUUCACCUUGUUGGUGUGAUCUGCUACACUAGUCGACACUAUUGUGCCUUUGCUUUCCAUACCAAGACUUCCAAAUGGGUAUUUUUUGAUGAUGCAAAUGUAAAAGAGGUUGGAACAAGAUGGAAAGAUGUGGUUUCCAAGUGUCUCCGAUGCCACUUCCAGCCACUGCUGUUGUUUUAUGCGAAUCCCAAUGGCACAGCAGUCUCUACCGAAGAUGCACCCAGGCAGGUCAUCCACUGGUCCCAUUAUAAGUCUGUUGCAGAAAAUAUGGAAUUGGAAAGGCCUUCAGUUUGUAAACCAGACAUUCCAAAAGAAAAUGGAUUUGACGGUCAGGCAAAACAGAGAGAAAAUACAAAAUUUCAAGGCGGCAACACUUCAUUUAAUCAGAGGCACAUUCAAACGGGCGGCAGCAGACAAGCAGUUAAGUCAAAUCAUAAUGAUCAGAGGGAAAAAUUCAAAGACAUUUCUAGAGAAUGUGCUUUAAAAGCCAUUGAGCAGAAGAACUUACUCUCCUCUCAAAGAAAAGAGUUGGAGAAGGGACAAAGGAAAGAUUUGGAUCGACACAAAGAUUUGGCCGAUGAAGACCUUUCUCAUUUCAAGGGUGGGCCACCUUCUGUCCCAAAUGACUUUCGACAAUAUGAAAAUCCACAUCUCUAUCGCAGUCUGGGAAAAGGAUUAUGUAAGCAUAACCGAACUGCCCAUCGGAGUCACACUUCUGCUCAAACAUUAAAUUCCAGCAAAUCCCAGAUGGCCUUUCAAGGAGAGAAAAUAAGUGGCAAAGUUAAAAUUGACAAUGUUACGGGAUAUGACACUGACAGUAGCCAAGCUUCUGGGGACAAAGGAAGUGGCUCUGUUAGCAACAGUAAAAGCCGGAACCGAAGUUGGAAGCCCAUGAGAGAAACUUUAAAUGUGGAUAGUAUUUUCAGCGAAAAUGACAAAAAACAACAUAGUCCUAGGCAUAAACCAACUAACAUUAGCAAACUUAAAAUGAGUAAAGAUCAGAGUUUUAACAAUUUGCCAAAAGAGAAUGCAAAGCAAAAAUGUCUGAUGACCAUAUAUGAAGAUGAAAUGAGGCCAGAAACAAUAGGCAGCAGAAGUUCCCUAGAAUCCAGUGGGAAAGGAGUGGGAAAAAAUCCGGGCCUCAGAGACACUAAAGCUCCUGGUGAGAAUGGGCAGAUACAAAGGACUGAGUCUGGAUAUGAAAGCAGCCAUCAUAUUAGUAAUGGAGCUAUCAGUUUGGAUUCGCCUGUUACUGAUGGACAUGGUUCAAUCAAGGAUAUCAAUGGUGCUAAAGAAACAGUAUCCCUCAGUGACCAGGUUAAGACAACCAACCUAAAUAAUGAACAUAUGUAUUGUACCUCUCAACAGAACAAAAGUCUCUCAGAAGGCUUUAGAAAAGAAAUCAAGAACUUGGAAGUAGACCAUUUAUCCCAUGAUUCCCACUUAGAACAACAUUUACAAAUAAAAACUCCUUUGAUAAGAAGGUCACAUACACAUGAAACAAAUGAGAAGUUAUUCUCUUCAUCUAGUCCACAAAUACUCAAAGACCAGCCAGCAAAAGAGCAUCUCCCUCAGUCAGAGGAACAGAAACUUGAAAAGUCAAGUGAACCCAAAUUUUCUGAACAGCUUCACUUGGAAAAUUCUGCGAGAACAGGCUUACUUUUUCACACGGAGGAUAAUUCCAUUUCUGGAAAGAAAGCGAACAGUAAUGAAGCAGUUGUGACGUCACCUUUGUGGUCUUCACACCUGAGAACUGUUGGGGUAAAGUCAGAAACUGGCUCCCUCAACCAGCAGCAAACAAGAAUGGAGCAGGGUGACUCAGAAAACUCUUUAUCCAGGGACCAUGUCACUCAGUCACCCUGCAGGUCCAAUGGUUGUCAGAUGCCAAAACUUGUUUGUCAGAAUCCACCACCUCCUUUGCCACCAAAGAAAUACACUAUAAACGCUGUGCCAUGGCCAGAGAAAAACGACUCCAUACCUGACAUUAAAUUUAGAGACACACGUAAAGCUAAUUCUUCGAAUCUUCUGAAGCAUACAGCAUCAGAGUUAGAUUCAGAAGUGAGUCCCUAUGUGAAUGAGGAAACAUUUCAAGUAAAAGAGCGGGUUGGCAACCCCCCAGACCUCCCGCCUAGCUCUUCAGCUAAUGAUUUUCAAGCCAACUUACGUUUCAAGCAGACAGUGGAUGAUGCAUUUUGCCAAUCAGAAAUAGACUCUGUUUCCCCCUGCCCAAAUGAGACCAUUUCAUUUACCACCUAUUUCUCAGUUGACAGCUGCAUGACUGAUACAUACAGGCUGAAAUACCAUCAGAGGCCCAAGCUCUGUUUUCCAGAGAACAAUGAAUUUGGUCAUAAUUCGCUGUCUCAGAGUGAGAGAGCUCUAAGACCCGCAUUACAUAGUAAUCUUGGUUCAAACUGCCCAUCUGAGCAAAGAUAGAAGCCUAAUAUAUAAUUGUGAUAGAUAAAUGGUAGAACUGGCAAGCUUCUUAAAGGCCAUUUUACUACAGCUUUAUAAGGACUGACCAAACCAAUGCUAAAUGAAAUAAAAAUAUGACGUUUUUAAAGGAAAUUAAUCAUUUUAACUUUAUAUGUAUAUAUAUACUUAUAUAUAUUUUUUAUUUUGUGAUGAUAAACUUACUCAGUAUUUUAGAAACUUUCUCUUGGCAUGCUAUGAAUUGAAAAUUGGGGGGGUGGUAGGGUAUCCCAAAUAUUUUACUAUAUGCUGCAGAUGUAUAAAAAUUUUGUUCCUUUGUGUGUAGACAGGCUCAUGAAUACUAAAGAAAUCACUCAUGUGUAGGUCGGUAAUACCAGGUAAUACAUGGUUUGUGUAAAGCAUUAUUUGUUUAUAAAGCACUUUUUAAUGGGUAACCAAGAAAGGACUUUUUUACCCAUUUGUUUUGACUUCUGUGAUAGUCUAUUACAAAUGAUCCCUUUAAAGACAUUUUUUUAAGUUGACCCAUGAAACUGACAGCAUUUGGGGGGAAAGGAAGCCUUAAUCAUACAGUAAUUUUAAAAUUAAAUUCUCAACGUCAGAACAGGAAAAACUAAUUUUGCUUUAUUUUUUAACCUUUGUCUUCCAUAUUGAAUGCCUAGUUUACAUAGAUUAGGUCCUGGCUGUAUUUAUAAACAUUACUUCAGCCACAUAAGCUAAAAAUAAUGAAGACUUAACUUUGGUCUAUUUAUUUGUUACAUUAUUUUUUUCUAAUUUUAUAUGAAAUGCAAAAGAUUUUUAUUUUGGUUUGAUUUAUUUGGGGCUGCUAAUAACCGUGUUAGGAAUCUACCUAUGGCCCUCCUCUUGGGAAUUUCACUGUGAUUGCCUGUUUCCCACUCUCAUCUUACGAACUCAUAGGCUAUUAAUUCACGUGACUGCUUUUCACGAUCUUAAAUUUUUUGAAAACCCGUUUCUAGAGUAAAUUUCUGCUCCUACUAUAGAGAGCUUAAUUAGAUGUAUUAUUUGAACAUCCCUUUCUUCUACAC